Vitis riparia (riverbank grape) is the source of this 2050-nucleotide messenger RNA. RefSeq lists its product as uncharacterized. Lineage: Eukaryota; Viridiplantae; Streptophyta; Magnoliopsida; Vitales; Vitaceae. The transcript has 15 exons. The coding region runs from base 199 to 1656 and encodes 485 amino acids. The record is from RefSeq and is a predicted model, not a curated record.
AAAGCGCCUGCAGUGGAAUGGAUCCCAGGGAACCCUGGGGUUGGCGUGAAAGGCACGUGUCUUGGCGCCCGGUUGGUAUUAAAGGUGCAGUGGAAAGAAUUUGGCGGCGAAGAAAGCGGGCGGCAGGAGAUUAGAGAUUGAGAGAGAAAAUGAGUAGGUGUUCGAGGGGAGAAAAGGAAGCCAUGAAAUCAACCAACAAUGGGGAAAAAGAAGAAAGAUAUCAUUCAGUUGGAUCGCGAAUCCGUGAUUCCGAUUCACAAACCCAAGCUUAUCAUCACCUUGUCCAGCCUCAUUGAAGAUAGAUCAGAGAGGGACGAGUUUCUCAAGUUCUGCAAAAGAGUUGAAUACACAAUCCGAGCUUGGUAUAUUCUACAGUUUGAGGAUAUGAUGCAAUUGUACUCCCUCUUUGACCCCGUUCACGGGGCCGAGAAAUUGGAGCAGCAGACCCUGUCUCCUGAAGAAGUUGAUACUCUUGAGUUGAAUUUCUUGGCAUACUUGUUUCAGAUGAUGGAUAAAAGCAACUUCAGGCUAACAACAGAUGAUGAGGUUGAUAUUGCACUUUCUGGGCAAUAUCGUCUGAAUCUUCCUAUCAUUGUUGAUGAAUCUAAGCUUGACAAGAGGCUUUUGAGGAGAUAUUUUGCAAAGCAUCCUUAUGAAAACCUUCCUCACUUUGCUGACAAGUACAUAAUCUUCCGACGUGGCAUUGGAAUUGAUAAAAUGACCGGUUACUUCAUCAAUGCAAAAGUCAACACAAUCAUUGCACGUUUUUUCGGAUCUCUUUUCAGAUGGACUGGGAUAAGUAGAUGUUUUUAUGGAAAGUCUAGUUCACAGUGUAAGAAAGAACAAGAAAACCCUAUUCAGAUUAGCACUGAAGCUGAGCAAGAUGGCCUAUCUGUUGAACGAAUCCAUAUCGAAAAUAUGAAGCUCAGUAUCUCAAAUCUAAUGAACAAGAUCACAAUCCAGGAACCUACUUUUGAUAGGAUAAUUGUUGUUUACAGGCGGAUUAGUAAGAAAGAAAAAUUGAAACGAGGAAUAUAUGUGAGGCAUUUCAAAAACAUUCCAAUGGCUGAUAUGGAAAUUGUUCUUCCAGAAAAGAAAAAUCCAGGUUUAACUCCAAUAGACUGGGUCAAAUUCCUUGUUACUGCUGUGAUUGGGCUGGUGACUGUAAUUAGUUCACUCAGCAUGUCAAAAGUGGAUAUUCGGGUCAUCUUUGCCAUCCUCUCCACACUGAUUGGUUACUGUGCCAAGACAUACUUAUCGUUUCAGAAAAAUUUGAAUGAGUACCAGAACUUAAUCACACGGUCCAUGUACGACAAACAACUGGAUAGUGGAAGGGGAACUCUGCUUCACUUGUGUGAUGAUGUGAUUCAACAAGAAAUAAAAGAGGUAAUUAUUUCAUUCUUUAUAUUGAUGGAGCAGGGCAAAGCCACUAAACAGGAUCUUGACCUGCACUGUGAGGAACUAAUUAAAGAAAAGUUUGGUGAAACUUGCAAUUUUGACAUUGAUGAUGCAGUUCAAAAGUUACAGAAGUUAGGCAUCAUUUCCCAGGAUGAUGUUGGAAGGUAUUCUUGCAUAAGUUUGGAGCAUGCCAAUGAGACUAUUGGAACCACCACAGAGGAAAUUGUCAAGGCAAAACAGGGUGCUUGGAAUAUUUGAUGCUGUUAUGGAGAUGCAAACUCAUUCCAUCUCUGUAAGUGAUUCAAACAUCUAAUGCCUUGGCAGAUAUCUAUGGCUUGAUACUUCUUCUCUCAAGCCUCUCCAGACCAACACUUGGUGGUAAGAAUUCUUCAAUUGUGUGCAUAUUUUUGCUUGGAGCAGUCAAAUUGGAUAGGUUGUUUUUAACCUGCAAAACAAGGCAGUGUUAAUAGUUACAGUCUAUACAGAUUUGGCAGUAAAAUGUACAUAAUGUUGUUUUUUGUUUAUGGUCAUAGAUUUUAUUGUGUACAUGUGCUUGUGUAUGUGAGGAUAAUCGUGAAUGUUAAUUGUAUAGUCGAUGACAUUUGGGGUUGAUUGAUAUUCUCAUAUUUAAUGAAAUUUCUCUUCAGUUCAA